GAUGUUAUAACUGUCUCAAUACCAUAAAUGUUGAUAUUCUCUGCCUACUCAACCCCAGCUCAUCCCCCAGUGACUCCAUCUUCUCCAGGCAGACGUAUCACCGAUCUCUGCCUGUGGCCCUACCACAUCUCUGCCUAGCGACACGCUUUUCAGUUCAAAAAAAUCAAAACAAAUCAAAACAAAACAAAACAACAAAAACUCAACACCAAAAAAAUAAAUAAACAAGUUUUUGCUGUUUUUCCCAUCCUUCUUUUCAAUUACAACAACAACAAUCUUUUUUUGUUUACACAACUCAAUCAAUUGAUAUAUUCCAAGAAAAUGGCCAAAGCUGCAUCCACCACUAAAGCUACUAAAGCUACCAAAGCUUCUUCUGCUGAGAAGACCCACACCCCAUAUGCUGAAAUGAUCAAGAAUGGUAUCUUAAACUUGAAAGAUCGUAAUGGUUCAUCUCGUCAAGCUUUAAAGAAAUAUAUUCAAAACAAUUACAAAAUCACUGCAUCCAAUUUUGAUUCAUUGUUUAAUGCUGCUUUAAGAAGAGGUGUCGAAAAAGAAAUCUUUAUUCAACCAAAAGGUACUUCAGGUCCAGUUAAGUUAAACAAAAAGAAACCAGCUGCUGAACCAAAAGCUGUUGAAGCUAAAGCUGCUGCUCCAGCAAAGAAGGCGACCACCACUAAAAAGACAACAACUGCUAAAAAACCAGUUGCUAAAAAAGCUGCACCAAAGAAAGCUGCUGCUAAGAAAGUUACAAAAGCUGCUCCAGCUAAGAAACCAACCCCAGCUAAAAAGGCUGCUGCUCCAGCAAAGAAAGCUACUGCUGCUAAAAAAGCUGCUCCAAAAAAGGCAACAACAACUAAAACCACUAAAAGAACUGCAAAGAAAUAA
Messenger RNA from Hansenula anomala, 882 nucleotides. RefSeq names its product histone H1 (gene HHO1). The record is from RefSeq and is a predicted model, not a curated record. Gene Ontology annotation, molecular function: double-stranded DNA binding; nucleosomal DNA binding; structural constituent of chromatin. NCBI's taxonomy places the organism in Eukaryota, Fungi, Ascomycota, Saccharomycetes, Phaffomycetales, Wickerhamomycetaceae. The transcript has 2 exons. Bases 319 to 882 code for a protein of 187 amino acids. Gene Ontology annotation, biological process: nucleosome assembly; negative regulation of DNA recombination; chromosome condensation. Gene Ontology annotation, cellular component: nucleus; nucleosome.